ACAUUUAAAGUCUUUCUAUCAUUGGUCUGUGGUGAAAUGUUGAGUCUUUGUGAGUCUGUGGUCUCAUGCUGGAGUCACAAGCUUCUCCUGUGCUGGCCUGGGCGUUUCUUAUUUCAAUCUCUCUGCGACUCAUACGGGUCCAUGUUCGGCUUCAUCUCACAGAACCAUGCAGAACCAUCACCUAAAGGAACACCUGUAUAAAGUUCUGGUGAUAGGAGAUCUGGGUGUGGGGAAAACCAGCAUCAUUAAACGUUACGUGCACCAGAACUUCUCCGCCAACUACAGAGCGACGAUCGGCGUGGAUUUCGCGCUUAAAGUCCUGAACCUCGAGCACGAGACCGUCCGACUGCAGCUAUGGGACAUCGCCGGUCAGGAGCGUUUCGGGAACAUGACACGAGUGUAUUAUCGAGAGGCUACAGGGGCCUUCAUUGUUUUCGAUGUCUCACGGCCAUCGACGUUUGAGGCGGUGAAGAAAUGGAAGGAAGAUCUCGAUGCUAAGCUGAGUUUAAACAACGGCAAACGAGUGGCUGCCGUUUUGCUCGCCAACAAGUGUGACGAGGGCAGAGACGUCCUGAACAACAAUGGCAUCAGCAUGGAGCAGUUCUGCCAGGAGAAUGGAUUUGUAGGGUGGUUCGAAACUUCGGCUAAGGAGAAUAUUAAUAUAGACGAAGCGGCACACUGUCUGGUGGAGCACAUAAUAGCUAAUGAGAAAGAUGUGCUACACUCGGAGGUUUCAGACACCAUCUCACCGCAGCAGGAGUCCAGCCACAGAGGAACCUGCUCGGCGUGCUUCACAUCCUAAGGGAGACACACAAACACACACAUGUCCAACCACUGUGGGCCAGCAUCCCAAAACACAUUUCUUGGUUUCAUCUCAAAUCUCUUCUCUCAUUGUCUCGUUCCAUUUUGUCUCGUCUCUUCGUUUUCUGUUAUCUUAUCCGGUCUCAUUUUAUUAUCUUGUUUCUACUUAUCUCAUUUUAUCUUGUUUCCUCUUUUCUCAUCCUAUUCUCGUCUAUCUUCUUCGUCUUACGCUGAAGACCCUGCCACCCCUUCGUUUCCAUGGUAACAAACUUAUGGAAUACUCUGCAGAACAGAAAAUAUUUUAAGAGGAAAAAGAAAGUUGUGGGAAUUCUGUAAGCCACUUUCUCUGUAACUCAUAUAUGAGGAUCUCUUAAGUGUUCUUGCCAUAUUAUUAAAAUGCAAAAAAACCUUGGAUUUUGGUGUUCCUACUGUUAUUCAUGUUCUCUGCUCUUUAUUUUUAUGUAGAAAGUAUGCACAUUAUGCAAAAAGAAGUUGUGUGGAUCGAACCUCAAUAUUUUCCACAAAACAUGCCAAAAGUCCUGCUGUUCAUGAAUGAUAAAUGUAUGUAUUUCAUAACGUUGAUUUGGUGCCGUUGGAUGUUUUCCACAUAUUUCAGAUUUCACUUUGUUUUGGAUUGUUUUUUUUUAAUACUUCAAUACUAUGAACUGGUAACAUUUUUAUUUAUCGUGUGUCUGUAAGACAGCUGGUGAAAUAUUUUCAUAAGCUCAUAAGAUCUUGUAAAUACCCCUGUAUUUACCCAAACAGUAGAAUGACUCUGAGAUAAU
Paramisgurnus dabryanus is the source of this 1586-nucleotide messenger RNA. It is a transcript of the gene rab38a, whose product is annotated as RAB38a, member RAS oncogene family. Gene Ontology annotation, biological process: phagosome-lysosome fusion; endosome to lysosome transport. NCBI's taxonomy places the organism in Eukaryota, Metazoa, Chordata, Actinopteri, Cypriniformes, Cobitidae. Gene Ontology annotation, cellular component: trans-Golgi network; lysosome; late endosome. Gene Ontology annotation, molecular function: GTPase activity; GTP binding. The record is from RefSeq and is a predicted model, not a curated record.